Messenger RNA from Schistosoma intercalatum, 4870 nucleotides. The record is from the annotation of a GenBank genome assembly. Lineage: Eukaryota; Metazoa; Platyhelminthes; Trematoda; Strigeidida; Schistosomatidae.
GUCGAUAGCUUUUCAAAUAGUUUUUGCAUUAUCGUUAUGAUUAGGAAAGGGUACUAUAACCGUUCCAAAUCUGUUUGUUCCGCUCCUGUAGAGGAACAGGGUGGUAAUAACGAAAGAACGAAUUCCAUGAUACCAAAAUGUGUCAGUAAAAAGUCUGUAAAAUUUCCUGGGGAAUGUAAUCUUGUUACGUGUGUGAUAGAUCCAGUUGAUCCGUGGUUAAACAGACAGUGCUUAUCACCUGCUGAGUUAAUCAGUGUUUAUAAAUUUCAAUGUAAUCUCUCUUCGAUCCAACCUUUGUAUAGUGUCAUUUCGCAGUUACAAUCUAUAGAUUUGAGGCAGUCUCUAGAACGGAAACACGUUUUUAAUCUUAAGGGUUGUCAACUUAAUGGUGGGCAUAUUGAUAUGCUGGAAUAUGUUUUCAAAUACGUCCAAUUCCAAUACGUAAAUUUGGAAAACACCAAUCUUGAUGAUGAGUCUGUUGAAUCAUUAUAUGAAAUUUUGAGUUAUUAUGAAACAUGUACAGGAUUGUGUUUGGCUCGAAACCCUAAUGUUACGUCUACCGGCUGGAUCCCUGUCGCUUUUCUAUUUCGAGAAGUGCCGUAUAUGGAAUGGCUUGAUUUAAGAGAAAACAACUUGGGUUUAACUUUUGUACAAAUAUUAUCAUCAUCUCUUCGUAUACCACGAAAAGACUUUAAACCAAAAGAGUUUAAAAAAGAAAGUUUUGAUAAAAAUUGUAAUCGUCUCUCCGAGAAAUUAUCUGAUAAGGAUACUUUCAAAACUUCUAAGAAUGUAUCGAUUACAGAAUCAAAUUUAAGCUCAUCAAAAACACUGCCUUUUCAUUCACGUGGGUUACAUUUUGGUAGUACAGGUAUUAAUGGGCAAUUAUUACAUAUACUGAUUCCGGGAAUUCGUUUGGGUUGUAUUACUGAUCUUCGAUUACCCGAUAAUGGAAUUACUGGAUCUGAUGCUAAAUUUUUAGUGCCACUGUUACGUUAUAGUUCUCAUCUAAAAUAUCUAGAUCUGAGUAGAAAUCUACUUGGGGACUUAGGUUGUUCAACUAUAUCACAGGCACUAGCUUCACCUUGUUUUUCGUCCGAAAUACUCAAUUCAGAUGAAAAUCAACGCGGUUUAAUCCGACUGUUUUUAUCAGAAAAUAUGAUAACCAGAUCAAGUAUGAAUAAAUUGGCAACUGGAUUAAUACGCUGCACACGUUUAACAACGUUACAAUUAUCUGGCAAUUUAAAUAUUGGCUCUUCCGGUUUAUUUGAUUUAAAGUCAAGCCUUAUCAGUUGUCCAUGUUUAAAGCGUUUGGGUAUUGCAUUUUGUGGUAUUGAUCAUGAUGGUGCAGCAUGCAUUACAGAGAUAUUAUUAAAAACAACAUCUCGUUUCAAAAUAAUAGAUCUGACAGGAAAUCCUAUUGGCAUAGAAAAUUGUUUAGCAUUAUUAAACUCUUCAGCUUAUUUAGAUGAAAAAGUUAGAAUAAUAGGUUUAGGUAAGUUUGAUCUUAUUUAAAUCAUAUAUCAAAAUCUAUAUGAACGUGUGCAUAAAUACUUAUGUUUAAUUGUGUUUUAGAGUUUCAACCAUCAUCGUUAAUGCAAUAUGCAAGACAGAUAUCGGAAAAAGAAAAUAAUAGUCUUUUGCAUCAGAGUAAUGUAAGUAGUAUAUUUGAUUUAUUUUCUUGGUCCUCUAGGUUUCUCCUAUAUUUGUGGAAAUUUACUGUGUUAUUAUUACUUUAGGUAGAUAUUUGACCAUGUUUAGAGUAUGUAAUAAACAAUUUAUUUGUCGUCAGACGAGUUUUCAUGUUCCUAAUACAAAUGAAACACUUUGACCUAAAGUUGUAUAUCUUCAUGGACUAAAAUGAGUGGAGUACUCAGUGUCAACAUCUAGUCUUCAUUAGAUUUCACUGAUCACUUUUGACAUGAACUAGAAUUAACUCAUUUAACCCAUUUUAUAAUUAAAUUUCAAACUGAGCAUAUCGGUUAAUGUUGGUUCUCUUGGCAAGUAACAGAAAAAUUGCUUUGCAGUAACUGAAAUAAAAAUCACUCCUGAGCUGAUAUUGCUACUAUGUACAAAGCAAAACAAAAUAGGGCUAACGCCUCUAAAUACAUCAACUCUGAAUUAUUCAUCGGAGUGUUAAAGAUUACCGAUUGAUCCCCUCUUCAUGACCAUUUAAUAAAUAAAUAUUUUUAAACAAGAUCAUGAACCAGUCAAUGCUAGGCCGUCAUUCGAAAUCAGGGAGCACUCAACGGCCGUUUGUCCUAGUAUGGGACUUCUCAGUAGUGGGCACCCAUGAUUUAUCGAAAGGGACCCGAACCCAUGACUUGUGGUCUCGCGCGUAAACGUUUAACCUUUGAGCUUUGAGCUGGUAUCCGACGGUAUUACUGUCUAACGUCAGCCGAUCCACGAUAUUAAGCGACCAUCCUACCUUGUCUUCGGUAAAUAACUGCCGCACACCCGUCACGAAUUAGCUUGACUUAACACGGCCUCUCACUAGAACUCCGAGAAUUGCAUGUCAAAGUCAGUCACUAGCCGGCGCAUGAUAAUUAUCAGUAAAGAGUUGUUGAGAUGUGGAUGCCUACUGCUGAGGAGUCCCGUACUAGGUCGAAACAGUCUUCUUGUGCCCCCAGGUUUUCAAUGAUGGUUUAACAUUGGUCGGUUCAUGAUCUCAAAGCUCAUCACAACCCUAUGCUGAAAAUAAAUAUUUCAUAAAUAACCGUCUUAUUCAUCUAAAGUCAGUAAAUGGUAUCUCGUAUGAAGGUUUGUGAACUAACAUAAUGAAACUUUUUUAAUAUAUGCCAACAUUAUGGUCUUCCAGGUAUCAGUGUUAAGAGCUACAGUUGAUCAAUCUCAGUUGAUAUAUAGCAUCUAAAGAGGAUUAUUUCGGUAUUCCAUUUUAGUUACAAGUUUCAGCGACUCUGGUUUAUUACUUAAUGUUAAAAGCCACACGAAAAUGUAAUUACAUCCUAGGAACGAGCUCGAAUGAGGAUAAAAAUGAUGUUCUGAACUUUACUGCUAGUUGCACACAUUACUCAAAUUUCUCUAUUUUAAUAUAACGAUGACCCUCAGAACCUCGGAAUAGUUUUUUCAUCAAUAAUAUAAAUAUAUCUCAAAGGACGUUAAACUUCACUCUGGAAUAUUUUUUCUAAACUAUCUACUCAGUUUCUUCACGACCAGUACUGAAAAUAUAAGAUCAUUGCUAAUGACAGAUAUUUGAAUAUAGCACAUCAAUAAUUACCAUAAUAAGUUAACAUUUAAAAUAUUUGCAGUAAUUCAUCCGUAGUAACCACUGCUAUAAGUAACCCGUUUGAUAACUUUAGAGUUAUUAUACUUGUUUCUAUCCGUAUUUUAUUCGUAGUACUUUGUAAUUCUACUUGCUGACAACAAGCGUUUACUAAAGAAAUAUUCAAAACUAAAAUUGCAAGAUCAACACGUGAUAUCCUGAAGUAAUGAGGCGUAGCAAAGAACAAAUUAUUCAACUAUAAUUGGAAUAUUACUUUUGAUAUCCAGAGAUUGAAACUGUUAUUGAAUAGUUCUAGUUUAUAAUGAUGAAGGUUAUGUACAAUUUGGUUUUCUAGUUUUUACUCCUUCGUGAAUGGUUCUGUCAACGUAAACCUAUAUUCACCUGACGAUGCACAAUUCGACAUUCAGAAAAUUAGGCCGCUAUUUUAGUGAUUUCGUAGUUUCUCAGAAGUUUAUAUAUUAAAAUCGCUUUUACUUAGAAAAUUGUAUAACAGUGCUUACGGUAACGGUAUAAAUGGUCACAAUUGAUCUUCUAUGUGUUCAGUAGAACAAUCAUUUUUACUCUGUAAACGAAUCUUUAACUUACACUGGUUUCCUAAAUUCGAUGAAAAGUAAAUUGCUACAUACUCCUCAUAAGUUGGGAAUCAUAAAUGGUUUCCAAUUCAUUUGAAUAUCUAAAACUGAACUAGUUCAAUUCAACUCUAAGUUUGAUCAGUUAUUAUUCAAGUAUUUUUCCAUUUUAGUCCGGUCAUACAAGCUAUAAAUCAUUUGCACUACGUAUAUUCAAUGUAGAUUUUGGUCUAAUUGAUUAAUUAAUCUCUUAGAGCUGAAUUUAGAAAUCGAUAUAUCCAUUAAUGGAAUUACUUUUUAUGUUCUGUAAACAGAGUAUUUUCUUUACAUAAUGGUUUUUGACUGUUUUUUAUUCUGAUGUCAGAAUAAUUCACAGGUUCAAAGUGAUGGACUGACUCCAGAUCGAGAUUAUCAACGGCUUAAACAUAAGAAUCGGAGACAUUCUCAAAUUAGUUCAUCGAAACAUUCAAUUUAUGGAAAAACUAAAUUCACUUCCUUACCUACAAUUGACUACAAUCAUAAACCAUAUUCAGAACUUAAUCCAAAAUAUUUGUGGGGUGACAGUUCAGAUGAUGAAGAUAGAGUGAAGGAUACCGAUGAUAACAAUGUAUCUGUAAUUACAAAAACAAAUAGAAAUUACCUUUCAGAACAAAACUACAAACAAACUAGCAAAAACGAAUGGACAAAACAUCAUUCUGUUAGUUGAACUGUAUACAUAUUUUCAUGAGAUUCAAAUAUUUCAUAGAAAAAUUCCUCCCGCUGUUUUCAGUCUUAACUUGAUUGUUAGAUUUAUACAAAUGUAUCAAAUAACCUUGAAUAAUGUAAAUUACACAGCUUUUACUGUGUACUUACAUCACUCAUGUAAAGUCGUCAGAUUUCUGUCAACAAUCUUUUCUAAUGAAUAUAUGUAUUUUUCCACAACUACAUUUCCUUAGAUGCACUAUGAAUCUUCGAAAUUUCAAUGUUUGACUAAAGAUUAUCAUAGCAAGGUAAAAUACGAACUAUACAUUGAGCAGAAAAAUUAAACUUUUCACUGAAAAGAUUUUCAUUUACAAAAUUC